AAAUAAUUUUAUUCUUGGUUAUGUAUUUAAUAGUUGGUUAAAUUUUAAAUAUGUAAUUUCAAUUUUCUGUCAAAAGUAAACGUUUUGAGAUUUUACGUUUAUAUAGUUUGUACUGUUAAUAAGUACCUAUGGUAUUUGGGAUUUAUCAAUUGUUAUUUGGUUUUAAAUAAUAAUUAAAAAUACAUUUAAUUAUUUAAUUGACCUUACCAAUAUUUCAAGUUGAAAGUUGUGAACAGUGUUUUAGUGAUUAAAUAAUAAUAUUAAAUUGUGCUUAUUAAAAUUUAAACAUUUGACCUAACCCAUUUCAUUAUAUUAUUAAUAUGACGUUUUGUAUGGCUGUUGGUGAAAAAACGAUAGUAGUAUCUUCAAUAGAUGUUGAUAAAUGUUUUGUGUAUUCGUUAGACAGUGGAAAUGUAAAAAAUCUUACAGAAAGUUUGGGUGAAGCUUAUAAGAACAUUCCAAUCAACAACCGUGACUUGCAAAAAGCAUGUGCAGCGUUUUCAGCUGAUGGCAAACUGUUUGCGUACAACCCGAAUAAAGGUAAACUUCUGAGCAUCUGGAACACCACAGACUGGACGUUGGUUGAAAACAAAACACUUGCAAAACAUGCAACAAACAUAGUUUUCACACCUAAAACUAAUAUAAUUAUUGUCGGUGACAAAAAAGGUGAUGUUUAUGCAUUUGAAGAACUCCCAGUCCGCAUCCUGGGUCAUUCGUCUAUGAUCCUUGAUAUUUGUAUUAGUGAUAAUGAAAAGUUUAUUGUUACUUGCGACAACGAUGAAAAAAUACGUGUUUCACAUUAUCCAAACGGCAAAAACAUUGUGCAUUACAUGAUGGGACAUGAGGCAUACGUUAGUGGAAUUUGUUUAUUGAACAACUUUAUCCUAUCUGGCUCUGGUGACAGUACACUGCGUUUGUGGGACUUUGAUAACGGUGAUCUUCUUGAUAAAUUGACUCUGAAAACUGCAAUUCAAAGUGUUAUUGAAAUUGAAGAUUUAGCCGCUAUUCAAUUAUAUGACUCUAAAGAAGUACAUUUCAUUAAAACAGAGAAAAAAGAAAACAAAUGGAAUAUUAAAAGUAUAAAAACUAUUCAAUUUGAAAACAAUGUUUUGGAUUUGGCAGCGUAUGGUAAUCAAUUGUGGGUUUUAACAGGUAACUCUGUUCAUAAGUACACUAUUGAUGCUAGUAAUGAAAUCAUUUCAAAAAUUGAGGACGCUGAAAUGUCACAUACAUUUAAAACAUUAAGUGAUUUAGUUAAAUCAUUCGUAUGCAUGGAAAAUACUAAUUUGAUGAUUUUUCUUUAUAAUAAAAUGAUUGAAAAACAAAAAAGAAUUAAACAAAAUAUGAACAAUAGUAGCCCUCCAGUAUUACAUCAUACAAAAAGACUUAAAACCACCUAGAAAUAUUGUAACAUUUAUAUGAUGUAUUUGUUAAGACUGUUAAUAGUUAUUAUUUUUAUUCUGGUUAUAUAAUAAAGUUAAUGUGUUACAGCCAAAUUAUAUUUGUAAAUAUUCAAUAUUAUUUUAAAUUCUAUAAGUAAACUAUAAGUGUAACAUUAAUAUAUUUAAUAUAUUGUGAUUCUUAAAAUAAUACUUAAUGAUUACUUUAUGCUAUACACAUUAAUUAAACCAUUUAACUUCAACAUUCUAGGAAGCAUGCUGUUAUGACUUGUGUGUUUUGCUAAUUGACUGCCGAGUACUAAUUUAUUUUAUUCCGGAAAUUCAUAUAGUUUGUAAUUAUGUGCUAGAGAUACAUAUUUACUUCAUAACUUACACAUUUAAUUAGUAUUAUCAGUUGAAGAACAAUAAUAAUAAUAAUAAAAAUGUAAUAUGUAUUUACCUAAAUUAAUAUUAG
Messenger RNA from Myzus persicae (green peach aphid), 1854 nucleotides. RefSeq names its product tRNA (guanine-N(7)-)-methyltransferase non-catalytic subunit WDR4 (gene wuho). The record is from RefSeq and is a predicted model, not a curated record. The coding region runs from base 321 to 1400 and encodes 359 amino acids. Gene Ontology annotation, cellular component: nucleus; tRNA methyltransferase complex; cytosol. Gene Ontology annotation, molecular function: tRNA (guanine(46)-N7)-methyltransferase activity; protein binding. NCBI's taxonomy places the organism in Eukaryota, Metazoa, Arthropoda, Insecta, Hemiptera, Aphididae. Gene Ontology annotation, biological process: RNA (guanine-N7)-methylation. The transcript has a single exon.